UUGUUGGAUCAAUGUGCAAAUACAAACACCGUACCGACAGCUGUUUACUUUUAAAGCCUGCUCUUUGUAGUUGAAAUGAUUUCGACUCAGAAGCACAGCACCGCAUUGCGGUGAAUAGCUGAAACUAAUAUAGGGUCCAUUAGCAAAGCAACUACAACAACUGUCUCGAACUGUCACUUGCACCGAAACUUCAUUCGUCACACGAUCCGAACACAACACACGAAAAAAAAAGUCAAAAUCAAAAAUGUCCGCAUGUUAAAUAAAAUAAAUAAUACCAUAAUAAAAAGUUCUUCAUUUCAUUUCCAAUGUUUUCGUUUUUUUUUUUAAUUAGUGGGGGAAAAUAACAAACCCAAAAUAUUGUGUAUAAAAAAGAAAAGAAUCGUUUGUUUUAAGUGUGUAGUGACGGAAACAACAAGCAAAUACAAAGAAAUCCCUUUUUGCCAUAUAUAUAUUUAUUUAGUGUUUUUUCUACGCAGUUUUAGAAUUGUAGCUUGGAUAAAAGAAAAUACUAAACAUGAUGCGACCUCCACACAUUCAACACAUGAAUCAAAUGCCACCACAAUCAGCGACCCAUCAUAUGUCGAAUAUGUCACAUCAUCAACCUCACAUGAAUAUGUCGACGGUACAGCAACCACACAAUCAUAUGAUGCACAGUCAUCAAAACUACCAUCAAAAUAGAUUGGGCAACCAACACAAUCAUCAUUCGCAACAGCGCAUGAGCUACGGGCAAAGUCGUCCAAAUUUUCAUAACGGCAGUCACAACAUGCAUAGCAAUCACGGGCCAAAUAACGUUGCAAAUAUUUCGUCGAAUGUGUCACAAUCGCAACAGCAACCGACAAAUAUCAAUAGUAAAAUAGACACAAACAUUGGUGUACAGUCACAAUCAAAUAACCAACCGAGAUACAAAACAAUGGAUUCAUCGAAUUUGGGCAAUCAACAACAGCAGCAACAGCAACAGCAACAGCACGCAAGUCAAAAGUCAUCGAUUCAAAUGACAUCGAACAGCGAUAAUGUGCUUAAUUUGGAUAUUAUGGAAAUGAAUCAUGGAUGUGUCGAUGAUCAGGGUGCAUUGAAUGUCAUUGUCACAUCGAAUGCUUCCAGCAAAACAAAGACUCCGAUGUGUUUAAUUAACGAAUUGGUUCGAGCUAAUCAGUUAAAACAUCAAUACCGUGUGACCGAUGAGCGGGGCCCAUCUCAUGAUAAAGUUCAUACGGUUGUAUUGGAAUUGGGUGACGAACGAUACAGUGCACAAAGUAAGACGAUCAAAGGUGCACAACAAUUAGCAGCCGCAACUGCUCUCGAAAAAACCAAUUAUAAACAACUAACGAGCCGAACGCCGCGCGGCUUACUUGCACGACAUCCACGCGAGAAAUAUGGUCCCGUCAACACAAUCACACCAACCGUUCAAUUGAAUGCAUUGGCCAUGAAACGAGGCAUUCCAACGAAUUAUUCGUAUGCAUACCCAAAGUCUCACAAUGAACAGGCCCUAAAUCUCGCACGAAAUGCACGCAUCAAAGGGAAUAAAAUGCGAAAUUUCCGCGAAAAAUUCCCAAACCAACGGUCACCACAAUUUAUUCAUCGAACCACCGAAGAUGAUCCAUAUCGGGUGACCGUUGUAAUUGGGGAUAAGCAAUUUUCGGGCACCGGUCUCACAUUGCAAUCGGCCAAACAUGAUGCUGCAUCAAAAGCUUUGAUCGAAUUACAAGAUGAACCGUCGAAAUCACCACAAUCAACCGUUUCAAAUAGCUAUGAAUCACCCGAUGAUAAAAUCAUACAUGGAGUCAUACCAGGCGACAUGAGUGUUGAUCGAAUCAAAUCGGCAAUAUCAGUAGUACAGGAAAUUGCACAGAAACGUGAUCUACCCAUACGUUUUGUGGUUGAAAAUGAAACCGGGCCAGCCCAUAUGAAACAUUUCAUCAUUAAAUGUUCGGUUGGUGAGAUCGAAACAAUCGGUGAAGGAAAUUCGAAAAAAGUGGCCAAAAAGCAUGCAGCUGAAAAUAUGUUGAAUGAAUUGAAAAAACUACCACCAAUUCGUAGCGCAAGUGAAACGCAAGGAAAUGGACGUCGCAAAAACUUUGUGGGCAAACGGAAUGCAUCGUCGAAUAGCCGGCAACAAGUGCAACAAAUUAGUAGUACUCGUCGAAAAGGAUCGGCAACCGUGGUGGUGGUCAAAGAGGUGAACAACACGAAUGUAUUGAGCACUGAAACUGCCACAACCAUCACACCGACAACCAAUACCGCAACCAAUGCCGUCGACGAAAGUGAGCUCAGCAAUCCGAUUUCAAUGUUGCUUCGCAUUCAGCAAGCCGCCAAACAAUCUGAACCGGAUUACCAAGUGGUCGAAGAGCGGGGCCAGGGUCGUCGCAAAGAAUUUGUCAUGGAAGUGACUUGUUCGAAUUUGACAGCGCGCGGUAUUGGUAGUAGCAAAAAGAAUGCCAAACGUGAAGCUGCCAACAAUAUACUCAGUCAAAUGGGCUACAGCGAAUCGGGUAAUGUGGAUACGGUCACCGGUCCAAAUGCAAACAACAACACGGAUAAAGGCCGGAAGGUAACAUUCUCGGAGGCAAGAGUGUACAGCGAAAAUAAUGGACAAUCAAUUGGUAGCAGUGGUGGAGGUGCUGUCGGGCGUCAGCUCGUGCCAGGUCUUUUAUUGGUUAAGAGCCCCGAAAACAAUAGAAAAUCGAAAUUCAAAAUCGACGCCAAAACAGCGAAUCAAUCAGGAAUAAAUUACACAACAACUGCAACUAUUGCCAAAGAAUUGCUCGAUGCGGGAACGUCUCCAACAGCUGAAGCCAUUAUAAAUCAAGGUUCACCGGUUAAGAAAGCAGCACCCACCGAAGAAAUCAAACCAGCAUCUACUGAGGUGUCACCAUCGAAAAUUGAACCGAACAACAAUAACAUCGGCGAAAUGAAAUCAACAACACAAUCGCAUGGUGGUAUCCGUGCCACUGAUCAAUUGCUCUAUUUGGCUCAACUACUCAAGUUUGAGGUUCAAUUUGAUGAUUUUCCACGCGGUAAUCACAAGGACUAUUUAACACUGGCAUCGCUGAACACCGAUCCGCCGCAAAUGUUCCAUGGUUCGGGCAGUAGUUUGGAAGCGUCAAAGAAUCAAGCGGCAUUGGCCGCAUUGAAAGCGCUCAGCGAGCUUGGCUUGGACAAUGUGAACAAGCCAAGAGACCAACCGCCAAAAUCAAUACUGAGCAAUGGAAAAUCCAACUAAAUUCAAUCGCGUUUCGACAUUUUUUUUUCUCUCUUCUAAAUCAAUUUAUCAAGGCCAUAUCCCUAAUUUAUUAUUUUGUUGCAAGAAGAAAAAGAGAAUGAAGAGUGAAGCAACCGAAAGUUAUCAUUUGAUAGUAUUUUGAAGAAGAUGAGAAAAAUGUCGAUAAAGCAUAAGAAAACUUAGCAAAUUCAAAAGAAAAAUGUGCUCACUAGUUAAAUUUUUACGUUGCUUUCGGUUUCCGUGCUUCAUUCAAUAUCGACACAAUAGCACACCCCACCAAACGAAUAGUUAUUUUUUUUUUCUUUCGUCCUACCUAUUUUCUUUCGCAAGUCGAAAUUCAUUUUUUUUUUGCUGCUUAGUCUUAUAUGUUUAUAGUUUUGCCAACCAAACACACACACACUUACAUACAUACACACAGAUCAGCAAAAGUGUAACCGAAAUGUUUGCAAAAAUCAUUUUGUCGUUAAUUGUAUUUAAAUCACACCGUGAAGAUUGUAUUUAUUAUGUUCUCGUUAAAAAAAAAGUAUAGAAGAAGAAGAAGAAGAAGAAAAGCCAAAGUAUUUUCGAAAUAAUUUAUUGUAAUUUUUGUGUGUUUUGUACCAUCAAAACCAAAACCAAUCCCAGCAAACAAUACAAGUUUCAUGAUUUAAUAUUAAUUUGAAAUAAUUGUAAUUUAUAUAUUUAAAAAAAAGAAGAAGAAAGAAAAAUGCAUAUAAAAAAUGAAAGAAA
Messenger RNA from Sitodiplosis mosellana (orange wheat blossom midge), 3949 nucleotides. RefSeq names its product double-stranded RNA-binding protein Staufen homolog 2 (gene stau). The record is from RefSeq and is a predicted model, not a curated record. Lineage: Eukaryota; Metazoa; Arthropoda; Insecta; Diptera; Cecidomyiidae. The transcript has 9 exons. The coding region runs from base 515 to 3220 and encodes 901 amino acids.